GCUUUGUCGCGCGUGCACGUUCUGGUAGUGAGAGUCGCGCGCCACUGCAUCCCUGCUGCACGGGGAAGCGGUAGUGGGCUCGCUCAGAGUGCCGAGCAGUCAGUGCGUCCGAUGAGUGAUCACUGAAUUAUCAGCGAAUUAUCAGCGAAUUAUCGCCCCGCCGCCUCGAUCGCCAGCGGACGAGCUGCACUGCGCAUUUUGCGAAGGAGGACCUGCACCUCCGGCUCGCGCUUCAGUUCUAUUCAACGCUGGCUGUUCAUCCUCGUGAGACAUGGCGCAGACUAACAGCUAUGGGCAGAGCAGCAACGGAGUAUCGGAUGAGUCUCCCAACAUGCUCGUGUACAGAAAAAUGGAGGACAUCAUUGCCCGGAUGCAGGAUGAGAAGAUCGGCAUUCCCAUUCGCACGGUGAAGAGUUUCCUGUCCAAGAUCCCCAGUGUGUUUUCAGGUUCUGACAUAGUGCAGUGGAUGAUUAAAAACCUGAACAUCGAGGACCCAGUGGAGGCACUUCAUCUGGGAACACUGAUGGCUGCGCAUGGUUAUUUCUUCCCCAUCUCGGACCACGUGCUCACCCUGAAGGACGACGGGACCUUUUACAGGUUUCAGACGCCCUACUUCUGGCCAUCCAACUGCUGGGAACCAGAGAACACGGACUACGCUGUUUACCUCUGCAAACGAACAAUGCAGAACAAAGCGAGGCUGGAGCUUGCUGACUAUGAAGCUGAGAGUUUAGCGCGUCUCCAGAGGGCUUUUGCGAGGAAAUGGGAGUUCAUAUUCAUGCAAGCGGAAGCUCAAGCCAAGGUGGACAAGAAACGAGACAAAAUUGAGCGCAAGAUCCUGGACAGUCAGGAGCGAGCAUUCUGGGACGUCCACCGGCCUGUGCCCGGCUGCGUGAAUACGACAGAAGCCGACAUCAAGAAGUCCUCGAGAAUGAAACAGCCACACAAAACGAGGAAGUCGGUGUACGGCUUACAGAACGAUGUACGAGGUCAUAGCCCCACCCACACCACCACACCUGAAGUUAGGGAGCCCACCGUGGAGGUGCUGCAGCAGCAGAUACAGUACUGGCAAGCGCAGCUGGACAGACAUCGAUUAAAAAUGUCUAAAGUUGCUGAAAGUUUGCUGAGCUACACAGAGCAGUACAUGGAGUACGAUCCAUUCUUCACCUCUCCUGAACCCUGCAACCCCUGGAUCUCAGAUGACAAUACGCUUUGGGAACUGGAAGCCAGUAAGGAACCAGGUCAGCAGAGAGUGAGGCGGUGGGGCUUCAGCUUUGACGAGGUCCUGAAGGAUCCCGUCGGGAGAGAACAGUUCCUGAAGUUUCUGGAAUCGGAGUUCAGCUCUGAGAACCUGCAGUUCUGGCUGGCUGUGCAGGAACUGAAGAAGCGACCGGUGCAGGAGGUGCCCAGCAGGGUGCGGGAGAUCUGGCAGGAGUUCCUGGCUCCUGGAGCUCCUAACGCCAUCAACGUGGACUCCAAGAGCUACGACAAAACCACCCAGAACGUCAAGGACCCUGGUCGCUACACCUUUGAAGAUGCUCAGGAGCACAUCUACAAGCUGAUGCGGAGCGACUCCUACAGCCGUUUCAUCCGCUCCAGUGCCUACCAGGAGCUGUUACAGGCCAAGAAAAAGAAAAGCAAGAACUUAUUUUGAAGCACUGCACCCUGGGCUGGUUUGUGCGGUGGAACGCGAUCUCGGCCACGCCGGCCGGCCCCGAAGACACUGCAAACUGUAUAUUCCUGUAAUCUACCGUGUUCCAUAAUCAAACACACGCGCGUAGAGCACCUGUUGCAUGCUGGGGCGUCAUCUGCGUCUCAAGAACUGCCACCGCUCUUCCGUUUACCUCUCCUUCAGCGUUGUGACGACACAGUCUGGACACCUGACCCCUCCCCGCACAAACCCCCCACAGACUUGAAUUAUGUGUACAAAUGCCUUUCAAAUGUAAUAAUAAUCAUCAAGUGGAAGCCAUUUUCCCCUUCCGUCCUUAGUUUCCAGUACGGGCUCUGCGUAAUAAACUCCAGUAUAGUCUAUAAGCACGUUCCCGUAGUCUUUGUUUAUGUUGCCGUUGUGUGGAAGGAGUCAGGGAGAUCACAGAUCGCUUUGACGCACGACUGCACUGAGAACAGACGCCACCGCAGCUGUACAAUCACAUUUGAAGGAGGAAGCCGCAUCUUUUAUUUUUAUACUCUAUUUACGAAUAUUGAUUUGUUGGUCUGAUUAUUAUUAUUAUUAUUAUUAUUAUUUAACUUUUGUAAAAUGCUGUAAAAAUCCUUGGAAGGCAGGGAAGAACAGAGGACAUAGAAAAUGAAUUAAGAGCAAAGUGUGCUUUUAUAAUCCCACAAUCCCUUGCUGCAUAUAUUUUUAUUAGUGACUCCACUGACCUGCUAGAGAUGGCCAGCUGAAACACAGCUGACCGCCUGUGUCCUGGGACUCUGACCGCCUGUGUCCUGGGACUCUGACUGCCUGUGUCCUGGUGCUCUGACUCAACCGUAUCCUGGCGCUCUGACCGCCUGUGUCCUGGGACUCUGACCGCCUGUGUCCUGGCACUCUGACUCAACCGUAUCCUGGGACUCUGACUCACCCGUGAUGUGCACAUGGAGGACAUUUGGUGCAAUGUAUGAACUACCACGGAGGACUAUGUGCAUUAUGUGUAUGUACAGUACGUGUGUCUUUUGUUAGCUGGAGUGUGUGAGAACAUAUGUGUGUAAUAUGUGUGGGGGGUUAAUUAGGCGAUGAGGAUGUGUGUUGGGAUCGCGUCGGCUGUAUUGAUCAGUACUGUUUGGGCUUGUAUUUUACCUUCAUUUCAUAUGUGAUGCACCUUGUUGGAAAAGGCUCUUCAAUCUUGAAUUGACAUAUUACACAACUGCAGCAUAGGUUUGGUUUAAUAAGGGAAAGAGCAUCAUGUCGUAUUAACCGCUUAAAGCAAGAAACAUAUUGCGGAUGUACUUUCAAGAAGGUCGUGACCUACGAGGCCGUGACCUAUGAGGUGAAAACAGGCGUGGACCUCACCCGAUCCAGGUGAAACGGGGCUUACGGCACCGCAAACCUGAGCCUGAACCCUGGGAUGCGAUGGGCCCAGGCCAGAGCGCGCGGUCCACACACAGCCAGCGUGGCGCUCCAGAGCAUCCGCCGCGCACUGGGACGCAACAGCCUGCUGGUCCUGAAACGCCAUUAACAGGCUCCUUAUGCAAACUGGCGGUUCUGCCAUCAGCACGGCGGGAGGGGCCUGUGCUGAACUGCCGCCGUUUAGAACGUCAUCGACCGACACGCGCCGUCUGGUCAGAUGACAGCAGACCACCAGGUCAUUUCAGCCUCCAGGUAUUUGUUUUAAUGCUGCGUUUAAUCCAGGAUGUCCAAACUGUCUGUCUGUCUGUUUUGUGAGAGCUAUUGAGGUCCAAAGAAGGCCGUAUAGGUGUGCUGCGUGCUGGUGAAACUCCUCCAGCUUCCGUUACGUCAUUUCCAGUAUAGACUCUGUGACCUUGUAAAUACAUUCCAAAACCCAAUAAAGUGAAUCGAGAGAAAGAGAA
Electrophorus electricus (electric eel) is the source of this 3525-nucleotide messenger RNA. RefSeq names its product regulator of G protein signaling 7b (gene rgs7b). Lineage: Eukaryota; Metazoa; Chordata; Actinopteri; Gymnotiformes; Gymnotidae. Gene Ontology annotation, cellular component: plasma membrane; neuron projection; cytoplasm. The record is from RefSeq and is a predicted model, not a curated record. Gene Ontology annotation, biological process: intracellular signal transduction; regulation of G protein-coupled receptor signaling pathway; G protein-coupled receptor signaling pathway. Gene Ontology annotation, molecular function: GTPase activator activity.